Molecule: messenger RNA, 519 nt
Organism: Gilbertella persicaria
Lineage: Eukaryota; Fungi; Mucoromycota; Mucoromycetes; Mucorales; Choanephoraceae
Exons: 1
Coding region: 137-478 (113 amino acids)
Source: RefSeq, a predicted model, not a curated record
ACAAAUCAAUCCGUAGUCAAGAAGCUAACCCCAAAACAACACUUUGGCCGAGAAGAAAAAGUAUAAAAACCUCGACAUUUUAUAGCAAUUGAAAGAUGACAUUUCUUGGAGAAAUAAAAAACCUAUACAAGUUCUAAUGGACUUUCUCUGUGUUCUUACCCUUUCUCUUAUUUUAUAUCUAUUCCCUCUUCAUCUCACAACAGCAUCCUCUAUUGCGUUAAAACAAGGAAUAUCUCUUGACGAUAUACAGACGCUGGGAAACUGGGUUGAUUCAAAGACAUUUCAGAAUCAUUACCGGCGGGAACACUUAUCGACAGUGGAUUUUACCAACCAAGUACUGGGAACAGAUCUACCAAUGGUUCAGCUUGAUGAAGGCUCUAACAAUGAUGAAGAAAACCAGGAGUUUUUCGAUGCUACUGAAGGUUUUUGGUGUUUCUUACGCUGGAGCAGCAAUUUAUGUUUAUUGUUCUAUGUUUGAAGGUCUUAAUACAUUCUUGAGAGAAAUUUAUUUCGAUCUUG